CGCCAUCGUCGACAUCGUCCGCGAUCUCAUAGGCUCCGAUGAAGGCCUCCGCCCUCUCUCCUCCCGCUCCGACCGCCUCCUGCCCCCUCUCUCCCGCCUCCUCCGAGAUCCAGCGGAGCUCUCCGCUCCCGAGGCCGAAGCUCUGAUCAAUCUCUCCCAGGAUCAUGGGAUUGCGGAGGAGCUUGUAUCCAUUGGAACCGUGAGUACUGCUAUGGAUGUGAUGUAUAAGGUUGGAGAUCGUAAAGUUGUGAGGUUGAUGGUGAUGCUGUUGGCCAAUUUGACUCAAUUGGAUUCUGGAACUAGGUCUCUUCUUCAGGGUUUUGGGCGUGUAUUGAUGAAGCUCGUUCUGUAAUAUUGAGAAGAAGAGGGUUUUGGGAUGAAUAGUGCUUUCAGCGAGCAGAUACCGGCAGAUAAGCUCUCGAAGCUCAAUAGCACUCAGCAAUGUAUUGAAACUUUAUCACAUUGGUGUAUAUUUCAUCGGAAGAAUGCAGAACAAGUUGUUCAAACAUGGGAUAAGCAAUUCCAUAGUGCCCAAAAAGAGCAAAAAGUACCACUUCUAUAUCUUGCCAAUGACAUCUUGCAAAACAGCAAGCGGACAGGAUCAGAGUUUGUUGGUGAGUUUUGGAAGGUUCUUCCAGCAGCCGUCAAAGUCGUUAUGGAGAAUGGUGAUGAUCAUGGAAAGAAUGUUGUUUCUAGACUGGUUAAUAUUUGGGAAGAAAGAAGAGUUUUUGGAUCUCGUGCACGAGGCCUUAAGGAUCUAAUGCUUGGUUCUGAACCUCUCCCUGCAUUGGAAUUGAAUAAAAAGCGCUCACGUUCUGGUUCUGUAAAGAUCAUGAGAAGAGAUUCGCGCUCUAUAAAAACAAAAUUGUCUAUUGGAGGAACAGCUGAAAAGAUUGUCUCUGCACUUCAUACUGUGCUGAGCAAACACCCAGACGAGGAUACAGACCUGGAAAAGUGCAAGAAUGCAGUACGUCGUCUAGAAAAGAUGGAGAAGGAUGUUGAAGUAGCUUGUGCUCAAGUGCUAGGAGGUAAUUUCAUCUGGGAUGAAAGGGAUUCUGAAUUCGUAGAGGUGUUCGGGACUGAAGCUGAGGUUCCAAAAUGUUGA
Molecule: messenger RNA, 1105 nt
Organism: Asparagus officinalis (garden asparagus)
Lineage: Eukaryota; Viridiplantae; Streptophyta; Magnoliopsida; Asparagales; Asparagaceae
Product: regulation of nuclear pre-mRNA domain-containing protein 1B-like
Exons: 7
Coding region: 377-1105 (242 amino acids)
Biological process (GO): mRNA 3'-end processing
Cellular component (GO): RNA polymerase II, holoenzyme
Molecular function (GO): RNA polymerase II complex binding
Source: RefSeq, a predicted model, not a curated record